UAAUAAAGCAAAACGUAAUAAUUUCAAACUAUUGUAUAAGAGGAAGAAGGAAUUUUCCUGGAGAUGUACGGAUCAUCUCAACUCGUCUGAAUUAAGCUACAAACAACCGUCAGAUGAAAGACUGCUGGCAGUCGAAACCUGAACACGUAGCACGUAGCGCUCAUCAAAAUUGCUAGAUUAUGUAGCCGGUCGUGGGAUUCGGAUUUGCGAAAUCGGCCAAAUCAGCCAAACGAUAAAGCGACAAAUUUUGACAAACUUAUCAAAUGGCACUUCGAAAGGUGAAAGCUCGUCAGAUAUUUGAUAGCAGGGGCGAGCCGACCUUGGAAGUCGACGUCGUCACCGAUGUCGGUUUGUUCAGAUCGUCGGUACCUUCCACCGUGUUGCUCAAUCCGAAUCAGGCGCGCGAGAUCAGAGACGAGAACGCGGCAGCUUAUCACGGUCGCUCGGUAUUUCAAGUUGUCGAUAUCGUUAACAACGUGAUUGCGCCUCAACUAAUAAAGUCAAAGCUACAAGUUUCUAGACAAACGGAGAUAGACGGGUUGCUGAACAAGCUGGACGGUACGGAGAAUAAGUCGAGGCUUGGCGUUAACGCUGUCCUCGGGGUCUCCGUAGCUUGUUGCAAAGCUGGCGCGGCUACAAAGGGUCUACCGGUAUACAGAUACAUUGCCGAAUUGGCUGAAAACAAUAAACUGUGCAUACCUGUACCGAGUUUUACCAUGAUCAGCGGAGGACGGUAUGCCGGCAAUAAUUUAUCGUGUCAAGAAUUUGCAAUAUUACCCGUAGGUGCCGAGAGUUUCGCCGACGCCGUAAAAAUGGCCACCGAGGUGUAUCGAGUGCUGGAGAAAAAAAUCGUCGAUGCUAAACAAAUACGAGGCCCGCUUCCGAGUAGCGACGACGGAGCCUUCGCUCCUGAUUUGGAGAACGACGAAGCAGCUCUGACCAUUUUAGACGCUUCCGUCAGAGACGCGGGUUACGAAGGCAAAGUUAAAAUAGCGCUGGACAUGGCAGCAAGUGCAUUUUAUAAAGAAGGAGUCUACGACUUGGCGUUCAAGACGAAGGAUUCCGACCCUACUAAUUAUUUGGAGGCUGAGGCUUUACGUAACCAAUAUCUCAAGUAUCUCUCGAAAUUCCCAGCGAUAGUUUCGAUCGAGGAUCCUUUCGAUCAGGAGGACUGGGAGGGUUGGUUAACGAUCGUUCACCAAGGGAUUCAAGUAGUCAGCGACGAUCUCACCGCGAUGAACGUCGAUAGGAUUGAAGAAGCAAUGGACAGGAAUGUAGCAAACUGUCUCGUAUUAAGAAUCUCGCAGAUCGGUACUGUGACAGAGGUCAUUAAUUGCGCGAAAAUGGCAAGAAUCAACAAUUGGAGCUAUGUGGUGAGCGCGAGUCACGGCGAGACAGAAGAUAAUUUCGUCGCAGAUUUGGCGGUAGGACUUUCCGCCGGUCAAUUCAAAGCCGGAGCACCUUGCAGGGGUGAAAGAAUGGGCAAGUAUAAUCAAAUAUUGAGAAUCGAAGAGGAACUUGGUAAGGAUGCCAAGUACGUCGGGACGAAAUAUCGAAAUUCUUUCGCGAAAUAAUCUCACUGAACU
Messenger RNA from Vollenhovia emeryi, 1586 nucleotides. RefSeq names its product enolase-like. Gene Ontology annotation, biological process: glycolytic process. Bases 264 to 1574 code for a protein of 436 amino acids. The transcript is spliced from 5 exons. Lineage: Eukaryota; Metazoa; Arthropoda; Insecta; Hymenoptera; Formicidae. Gene Ontology annotation, cellular component: phosphopyruvate hydratase complex. The record is from RefSeq and is a predicted model, not a curated record. Gene Ontology annotation, molecular function: magnesium ion binding; phosphopyruvate hydratase activity.